GCGUCAUGUGAUUCGAUUGUCACGUGAUACGGUCUCGUGUCUCCUUCCUCUCCCGACUCCCUAUUACCAAGCCGGUGUUGUUGGGGCGUGACGUCACGCUUGUCAUAUGACUGGCGGCCGAUCGGGGACUGUGCAGUAGCCGUAGGGUUCCGGGAGUCGGAGCGGCAGCAGCACCAACCAGUCUACAGUUCUUCCGCGUCCCUCGGCGGCACCAUGCUGGCCCUCAUCAACAAGCUGCUGGACUGGUUCAAGUCCCUUUUCUGGAAGGAGGAGAUGGAGCUGACGCUGGUCGGGUUGCAGUAUUCGGGGAAGACCACCUUUGUCAACGUCAUAGCGUCAGGUCAGUUCACAGAAGACAUGAUUCCCACUGUUGGCUUCAACAUGAGAAAAGUUACAAAAGGCAAUGUUACUAUCAAGGUUUGGGAUAUUGGAGGUCAGCCAAGAUUUCGCAGUAUGUGGGAGCGCUACUGUAGAGGUGUUAAUGCUGUUGUGUACAUGGUAGAUGCAGCAGACUUGGACAAAGUGGAAGCAUCUAAAUAUGAAUUGCACAACUUGCUAGAUAAACCACAGUUGCAUGGAAUCCCUGUUUUAGUACUUGGAAACAAAAGAGAUCUUCCUGGGGCUUUGGAUGAAAAACAGCUUAUUGAAAAACUAAAUCUUUCGGCUAUUCAAGAUCGAGAAAUUUGUUGUUAUUCUAUUUCGUGUAAAGAGAAAGAUAAUAUAGACAUUACAUUGCAGUGGCUUAUUCAGCAUUCCAAGUCCAGGCAUUACUGAGGUCCCAGCACCUGAACCUUCUUCUUUUCCCAGCGUCUUUUCCAUUCUGCCUCUCGUGUACGGGCAGGAAGGAGAAUGAAGGCGGCUGCUACUGGAAUUCACACAUCAUUUGGAGCAGUUUAUGCAAACUUCACUUACCAUUUUUUUUUCUUCCUUCAGUAUGAAAUCAGAAAUGUGGUUUGUUGAUCUUUUAUACUUUUCAAAUCCCUUUCAGCACUAAAGGAUUUUCAGGGCAACACUUAAGUUUAUUGGAUUAAUCGUUCAGUUAAAUUUGGUGCAUGUCUGAAGUUAGCCACACAGUUUGCUCUGCUCUGUGUUGUUCUGGUGGUAGCAUUGUGAGAUGAUACAGUUUUUUUUCUUUUCUUCCCUCUCUACCAUUGCAGACCUUAUUUCCUUCCUGUGUAUUUACUACUCUUUAAAACCAUAAUUACUACUCAAUUCUCCCCUUUACUGAAUUUUUAUGUUUUGCCUAUAUAUAAGCGUACAUGAUAUUGUUCCACUUCACCUUUUUUUAUUUGUAUUUUUUUUUUUUUUUCCAUUAAAGAACCUCUUAUGCUAAAAACCAACGGCAGGUUGAACUUGAAUGUGUAUGUAUUUGCCUUGGAAACUUUUUUAAUUAAGUUGCUGUAAAUAUUAAUAUAACUCAUCAGGGUUGCCUUAAAUGUAUUAUGCAUAAUGGUGUGUGUCUGCCAAAGGUAUUUUCAUGAGAUUUUCAAUCAUUGGGAGUAAGUCUACAUUAUGUUUACAGGUUCUUUUUUCUUUUCUAGUUUUCUUUUCACAUUUAUACAGUAAUAUAAUAAACAACCGUACAAUACUGCAUGUAGAAUGUCGGAUAAUGCUAUUUUUAUACCCCCUUGCAACUCUUUUCAGCUUUGUCACUGUACUUUCAUAACUAUGGCCAGAAAGUCUUUCUCCUAUUGCCUGGCCCACCUCCCUUUUAAACAAACACCACAAGUAGUAUCUGACUUUGGUGUAAAUUGAAUUUUUGUGAGUCAAUUUGGGGAACAAUUUUAUUGAGGCCUUUCAAAGUAAAUCUACACAUUGUUAGAAGAGGCACCGGUUAUUUCUGUAAUUUGAAAACCAAUUUGCCACUAUUAUGGAAAAGCACUUUAAAACUCUUUCCCUCCUUUUUUCUAUGCAUUGUUCUCAAGGCAGUAAUUCACAUUCAUUAUGGACAUAGAGUUUGUUUAUUUGUGGCAUCCCUGUUGUAGUACAGUAUGUGGAUGUAGUGAAAAUGAUUGUCUGAGCCUAUAUUAACUUGCUGCUCUAUAACAACCUGCCCCAGGGCACCAAGCUCAACUCCAUUAUACUAUGGUUAUAAAUUAUGACGAAUCUAUAAAAUAUUGAUGUUUGUCCAUGCAUGUCAGCUUCUAUUGUUAUAUUUGGAUGAACUUUAUUUCAAUAAAAAAGGUGGACAGUU
Molecule: messenger RNA, 2194 nt
Organism: Nanorana parkeri
Lineage: Eukaryota; Metazoa; Chordata; Amphibia; Anura; Dicroglossidae
Product: ADP-ribosylation factor-like protein 8B-A
Exons: 7
Coding region: 214-774 (186 amino acids)
Biological process (GO): anterograde axonal transport; protein transport
Cellular component (GO): lysosomal membrane
Molecular function (GO): GTP binding; GTPase activity
Source: RefSeq, a predicted model, not a curated record